Andrographis paniculata is the source of this 1654-nucleotide messenger RNA. Its product is annotated as agamous-like MADS-box protein AGL62. The record is from RefSeq and is a predicted model, not a curated record. Gene Ontology annotation, molecular function: protein dimerization activity; RNA polymerase II cis-regulatory region sequence-specific DNA binding; DNA-binding transcription factor activity, RNA polymerase II-specific. The transcript has 3 exons. Lineage: Eukaryota; Viridiplantae; Streptophyta; Magnoliopsida; Lamiales; Acanthaceae. Gene Ontology annotation, biological process: positive regulation of transcription by RNA polymerase II. The coding region runs from base 896 to 1654 and encodes 252 amino acids.
AUUCUUUAUGAAUGAGACUAAGUCCUUUUUGAACCUUGUAACCAGUAAUGUAUUCUUUUCUAUUUUUACUGCCCAAUAUCGAGGGAGGAAUAGCUGUAUUUCUAGCGUUCACUUGUGUUUUUACUUGCCUAUCAUGUAGUGCAGUUGUCUACCGGUAAGAUUUUCUUUCUUACAAUGUUGAUGCUUAUAUGUAUGACGACUAUCAUCACCUCGUAUACAUUGCUCAGAGAACUACAAAUCCAAAUGAUGUGAUCCUUAUAUUUUUGUUCAUAUUGCAAGGAUAUAUUUGUCUUCAUAUUUGGGUAAAAGAAACCAGAAAACUGUUGUUUUUGUUAUGAUAGCUAUCCUUAGGAUAAUUACGAGUGAAUUAUCCUUUAAUAGUCAAUGGCCUCUCUACUGUAUGUAGCAACAAAAAGAUGAGAACCUUGUAGAUCUUGUAGGUUUCAGUUGGGCUCUUCCUUGCUUCCAUUCUGUCGGGGCAACUAAUUUAUAUACAUUAGAGGUGUUGUAACUUUGAAAAAAGAUUGAAACUAAAGAUGAGUUACGAUGUUUGGGUUGUAAACUAAUUUGGUAGUAGACUGCAUAUGCUUUUGUAUGUUCGUGGUUAUUUGGAUCAAGUUGAUUGGGAUCCAGUGCACUGUGAGACAAUCUUCCUAAACAACUGCAAAAAUGUGUGGACAAUUGUGGCCGUUGUCAACCCAAGAAAUCUAUUAUACCAUUGGUGUCGGGACAUUUGUGGUUUUGUUCUUCACAUGAGCCAUGGCUGUGUGUAUUGGUUCCUUUGACCUUCAGAAUAUGUGUUACAUGUUCAAGCUUCAAGGCCAGUUUUUGAAUCUUUGGGGAUUGUCAGUAACGUUGUGGCUGAUGCAAAACCGGCCCUUUCGGGUUGCCAUUGAUGCUCUUGCAUUGGAAGUGGUUUCGAAGUGGCAAUGAGCAGACAGCCAUGGCGAAGAAGCCGAGCAUGGGUCGCCGGAAAAUCAAAAUCGAGAAAAUCGUGGUCAAAAACCACCUCCAGGUGACCUUCUCCAAGCGCCGCUCCGGGCUCUUCAAAAAGGCCAGCGAGCUCUGCACUCUCUGCGGCGCCGACAUCGCCGUCGUCGUCUUCUCCCCCGCCGGAAAAGUCUUCUCCUUCGGGCACCCCAACGUCGACUCCGUCGUCGACCGCCUCCUCUCCCGCACCCCCUCGCCGCCGCACGACCCCUUCCACCUCAUCGACGCCCACCGCAACGUCAAUGUCCGAGAGCUCAACCUCCAGUUAGGUCAAAUUCUGACCCAAUUGGACAUGGAGAGGACGAAAGGUGAGAAUCUCGACAACCUACUCAAGACCGGCCAGAGACAGUACUGGUGGGAGGCCCCCAUCGGAAAAUUGGGCCUGGAGGAGCUCCACCAGCUCUGGGACGCCAUGGAUGACCUCAAGAAGACCGUCUGCCACCACACUGCAACCCUCAUCGCCCCCUCGCCGCCGGCGAACCCCUUUUUCACCGGCGCUGCCAUUUUUGAUCAGUUUGAGGAUAAACCUGCUGUAGGGCUUGUUCUUAAUCAUUUUGGUAAUAAUAAUAACAAUAAUAAUAAUAAUAGUAACAGGGAUAGUAUUGCUAAUAAUGGUUCUGCUGGUAAUCCCAAUCUUGGCUACAGCUGCAUUGCCUAUUUUUGA